AUCACGUAAUCACCGAACUCUUCGCCGGCGAAUACUCUAAACCGCGAGUGUUCCGGUCGCACGGUGAUAUUUCUUGCAUUACGUUUAAGCCCAGUUUUAGGUCAUUUAUGUUGUUAUAUAGUUAGAAUAGAAAUACAGUCAGGAAAAAAUGGAAAAUGGGAAGGCCGAAAUAACUGACCGAACGGUCGUAAAGUGGGGAUGAGCGAAGGCUCGACGAAUUUCUCAUCGUCAAACAUAUAGCAGUGCUGGCAGAGAGAUGAUCUCUAUACAGACUCAACACUUUAACAUCAAUCGAAUCCUUCUGCUUGCGAUUGGCUUAUGGCCUUAUCAGCAGUCGAGACUCGUCCAGUUUCAAGUAAUCUUCAUCUUCGGGAUUCUGACGAGCUCCAUUGUAUUCCAGCUUACAGCCUUUUUAACCACAGAAUGUACUCCGGAGUUUGUUAUCAACGUUCUUUCUAUCACGUGUAUCUCCAUCAUUUAUCUUAUUAAAUAUAACGCAUUUCGCAUUAACAUUCACAAUACAAAAUAUUUAUUGGAGGAGCUUCAACAAAUUUGCAACGAACUAAAAGACGAAAAUGAAAUUGCUAUUAUAAAGAAUUAUGGAUGUAGCGCGAGACGUUAUACGAUUAUACUCAUAUUGCUCGCGAUGUGCUACGUAGUUGCUGUUAAUGUCCAGCCGAUUUGGCCGCGCAUAUUUGGCUUUCUUCUGUUCUUGAACGAUUCUCGAUCACGUAGCGCGAUUCAAGUCACGACGGAAUAUUUUGUCGACCAAGAAAAAUAUUUCUAUUUGAUCAUGCUGCACAUGAACGCGUCCUUUUGCAUUGGAACACUCGCGACGGUCGCGUCAGCAGCGAUGUUCUUAACGUACUUCAAACAUGCCUGCGGAAUAUUUAAAAUUGCCAGUUACCGAAUGGAGCAAGCCAUAAAUAACGAUAUCUUACAAAAUGUCAAGGAUAAGGUAAUGAUUUGUGAGAAAAUAAUUUACGCUGUGGAUAUUCACCGAAAAUCUUUAAGGUUCACCAAAUUUGUUGUAACCAGUUUCGAGGGAAUGUUCUUUUGUAUAUUGGCGGUUGGUGUGGCCUGUUUGAGUCUCAACCUUUUCCGCACUUUUCAGCUUGUAUCGUUCGGGAAUGAUAUCGAGGAGCUAUUGUUACAUCUGUCGCUCGUAAUUUCAAUUCUUUUAUACUUGUACCUAAUGAGCUACGUCGCGCAAGAAGUCACGGAUCACAAUAAACAUGUGUUCGAGACUGUAUACAACGUUCAGUGGUACAUAGCCCCAGUGGAUAUACAAAGGAUGAUACUGUUUCUAUUACAAAUUGGCAUCAAGGAUCUCAAACUGAAACUCGGCGGGCUAAUCGUGGCAUCUUUAGAGAGUGCCUCCACGAUCACGAGCACCUCCCUUUCUUAUUUUACCGUCCUUUAUUCUACAUGGCAAUAAGGAUCGACCAAUAAUGUUGCAAAAUAAUACUAGUGUAAAAUCUGAUUAAACAACAAGACAAAAAAAGAAAGAGAGAAGGAGAAAUAUUUGGUUAAAAGCCUUACUGACCUGUUCAAUUCCUACGAACAAAAUUAUGGAAACAUAUAACUAAGAAGAUGCAAAAAGGAGCAGAAAACAAAAACAAU
Messenger RNA from Odontomachus brunneus, 1623 nucleotides. RefSeq lists its product as uncharacterized. Gene Ontology annotation, biological process: detection of chemical stimulus involved in sensory perception of smell; sensory perception of smell. Lineage: Eukaryota; Metazoa; Arthropoda; Insecta; Hymenoptera; Formicidae. The transcript has 9 exons. Bases 257 to 1438 code for a protein of 393 amino acids. The record is from RefSeq and is a predicted model, not a curated record. Gene Ontology annotation, cellular component: plasma membrane. Gene Ontology annotation, molecular function: olfactory receptor activity; odorant binding.